Physella acuta is the source of this 1241-nucleotide messenger RNA. RefSeq names its product serine protease 55-like. Gene Ontology annotation, biological process: proteolysis. Lineage: Eukaryota; Metazoa; Mollusca; Gastropoda; Physidae. Gene Ontology annotation, molecular function: serine-type endopeptidase activity. The record is from RefSeq and is a predicted model, not a curated record.
UCGUUAACACCCAGGGCAUAUUUUCUUCCAUCACUUGCUUGUUUAGCCAGUGCUUAGCUCAAAAUUUAAAUUUAAAAAAAAUGUCUCACAUUUAUAAAAUUUUAGUUGGUUUAUUUUUUAUAUUCUUCUUGUGCAAGCUUUCCGAAGCCGCAAUCUGUAGCAAGUUCAUGCUAGGUGGACCUUGUGCCCUGGUCCAGGGAACGACGACCACCACGACUAAAGCACCGGCACCACCAGACAGCGCUUACUGUCUACUAGUAUGUGCACAGGGGCAUGACGAUGUAUUCGCCACCUACUGCAACUGUGCAGCUACGACAACAACAACAACGACAACAACGACAACAACAACACCACGACCAGAGACGUGCUACUACACGAGAAACAGACCAGCCCGGCUCCAGACCGUGGCGAAGAGAAUGUUCGCGGCUACAGACAUCGCCACGGAGUGCGAGUAUCCGGGAGUUGUCGGCCUUUACAAAGACCCGGAUGGUGCAAGUGAAAGUAUCAUGUGUAUGGGCACUCUGUUGGAAGAGGACAAAAUACUGAUUGACGGCUCCUGUUUACAAAUGGCUCAGAGUGUACAGCUCUACGCCCUGGUCGAGUCCUACAACCAGACAGAUGUCUCAACAUCAUCUCCUGUUGUUCUUGCUAACACAGCUCAGAAGUUAGAUCCAACCCAGUCAAGCAGCCUACUGUACACCGUCUCACUGAGCCAGCCCGUUGUGUUUGACGCCGGGUGUGUCCAGCCGGCCUGUGUCCCUAACGCCAACAUCCUCACCUCCCAGAUCGACUUCAACGACUGCCGGUUUGUGGGCUACGGCGACACCACUGACACCAUGUCGUCAUCAAGCAAAACGCUCCUGGAGGUGAAGGUCAAGGUCAACGCCGGCAGCAUCUGUUCCAGAAAUUUUACCUUCACCCGGGCCGAUGGGAAAACAACAAAAACGGGACCUUGUAUGAGUGAUCAGGGGGCGCCACUGAUCUGUAGUCAUUUAGAAACCAAGGAAUGGAUCACCGUUGGUGUCACCAUACAGGUGGCGUUCACGUGUUCAUCAGCUGGCUUCCGGCCGUAGCGACCAGUCUUUUAGCAGAUAACAUUGUACACAACUUUUACGACGGGCUGCAGACAACCAAGUACAUCCCUACAUAGUAGCCAAGACAGGUACAACGGCCAUCACGUGACUUGCGGUGUGUCACAUUCCGGUGAAGUCAAAUUCAACUUACGAUGCUAUUUAACUUUA